Messenger RNA from Camponotus floridanus (Florida carpenter ant), 2367 nucleotides. RefSeq lists its product as uncharacterized. The transcript is spliced from 4 exons. Lineage: Eukaryota; Metazoa; Arthropoda; Insecta; Hymenoptera; Formicidae. The coding region runs from base 1 to 2367 and encodes 788 amino acids. Gene Ontology annotation, biological process: DNA integration. Gene Ontology annotation, molecular function: nucleic acid binding. The record is from RefSeq and is a predicted model, not a curated record.
AUGGAGGACGAGAUAUUGAUAGGGAUAGACCUCCAAGCGAAACUACAGAUAGGAGUCCCACCACCACCGAAGAAAAUAAUUCGGAAAAUCUUGAGAUGUAAUGCAGCCAGGGGGCUAGCAGUACAAACAGCUAGAGAGAAGGAGGAACUACAACAAUUUCUGGAAAAGGAGCUGAAAUUGUUCAAGGAAGUUCACGGGGCAACGAACAAAGUGGAACAUGAUAUACGGCUCCGCAAUACAACGCCGUUAAAACAAAGAUACCGACCCCGUAAUCCGGCCAUGCAGGCCAUCAUCAACGAAGAAGUAGGAAAAAUGCUGGCAGACGAUAUUAUUGAACCAUCGCAUAGCCCAUGGAGCUCGCCCAUAGUACUCGUCAAGAAAAAAGAUGGAAAGCAUCGAUUCUGCAUCGAUUUUCGGAAAGUCAAUGACGCUAUGCACAAAGAUGCGUACCCGCUACCGCAGAUUCCCGCAACAUUAGACAAAUUAAGAGGAGCCAGGUAUUUGUCCACGCUGGACUUAAAAAAUGGCUAUUGGCAAGUUCCCCUUACACCGGACAGCAGACCGAUCACGGCAUUCACAGUCCCCGGAAUGGGACUAUUUCAAUUCAAGGUAAUGCCAUUCGGAUUACAUUCGGCACCCGCCACGUUUCAACGGUUAUUAGACAAAGUACUCGGGCCGAAUUUGGAACCGCAUGUUUUCGUAUAUCUCGACGACAUUAUCGUCAUCAGCGAAACAUUUAACGAACACCUCGAGUUGCUCACCGAAACGUUCCGCCGCCUUCGAGAAGCGCGACUCAAACUGAACCCUGACAAAUGCAAAUUUUGUGUCGAUCAAUUGCGCUACUUGUGGGACACAUUGUCGAUCGCUACUUGUGGGACACAUUGUCGACCGCGAGGGAAUAAGAACCGAUUCGGAAAAAGGAUGGCCUCCUGGUAUAGGCAUUUCAUCGCGAACUUCUCCACGAUCACUGCCCCACUCACAGCGCUCACGAGGAAAAAUGCACGAUGGGUCUGGGGCCCGGAACAAAGCAAGGCAUUCAGUACAAUAAAAAAUAGAUUAAAUUCCGCACCAGUAUUAACCUGUCCAGAUUUCUCACAACGUUUUUACCUGCAAACCGACGCCAGUACAUCGGGAUUAGGCGCGGUACUGACGCAACAAUAUGAAGAAGGCGAACGAGUCGUGGCGUACGCAAGUCGUACUUUAAACAUCGCAGAGAAAAACUAUAGCGCCACGGAGCUCGAAUGCUUGGCCGUCGUGUGGGGGAUUCGACGAAUGAAAAAUUAUUUAGAAGGAUACGCCUUCACUCGGACGCGCUAUCACGCCCCGACCGUCAGCACCGCAAAGAAAGCAAACCGCUGCCAAUGGUACGACCGCAUCCGAGAGGAAACGCUACGAGAACCCGGGAAGAGACCAGAGUACAAAAUCAAGGAGGGAAAACUGUACCGACACAUUUUACACUCGCUAGAUUUCAAGGAAAGGAGUAGCGACGAACAAUGGAAAAUCUGCAUCCCAACGCCAGUGCGAAAGGCGGUAAUACACCAGUAUCACGACGAGCCCACGGCCGGACAUCUCGGGAUCGCGAAGACCAUCGCCCGAAUCGCCGAGAGGCACUAUUGGCCGGGCAUGUUUAGAGACAUCGCUAAAUACGUUCGACGAUGUGAAACAUGCCAAAGCUUCAAAGCAGCACAACAAAGGCCGGCGGGAAAGCUACACGCCAUGGAAGUAAAGAGACCAUGGGAACAAGUCAGCAUCGAUCUCAUUGGACCAUUACCGCGAUCAAAAAAAGGGCAUACAUGGCUACUCGUCAUGCAAGACCGUUUCUCAAAAUGGGUGGAACUCACGUCGCUGAGAAAAGCGACCGCCGACGCGGUGACUCAGGCAGUAACAAAUAAUAUCAUUCUAAGGCACGGCAGACCAGAAAUUAUCUUAUCUGACAACGGAACCCAGUUGCGUUCAAAACAAUUAGAAAACCGGCUAAAGGAGUGCAACAUCCGCCACGUCAUCACGUCCGCAUAUGCUCCACACUGUAACCCGGUAGAGAGAACAAACAGGACAAUCAAGACAAUGGUGGCACAAUUCGCCGGAGCAGAUCAAAAAACAUACGGGACGAGAAACUGCCGGCCUUACCUGAAAGUGGAGAGCAUAUUGUCCAGCGUCCCGAGUUUACGGCUGUUGACAUAUCCAAUUGCAAAAUUCAAGUCUGUGCCUAAAAUCGGUAAUCAAGGUUUGGUGAAGAGUCAUUCUGUAUGGAUACCACUUGUGUUCAUGAAAAGUCCACCGGAUCGUGUCACGACUAAUACCAGAAUCUCUUUCUGGUACGCCUUAGUGAAUCGUGAGGAUGCAAUUGAGCUGAUGCAAUUGAGCUGA